This is a messenger RNA of Eurytemora carolleeae, 477 nucleotides long. Its product is annotated as protein PXR1-like. Lineage: Eukaryota; Metazoa; Arthropoda; Copepoda; Calanoida; Temoridae. The coding region runs from base 1 to 477 and encodes 158 amino acids. The record is from RefSeq and is a predicted model, not a curated record. The transcript is spliced from 2 exons.
AUGCGAACUGACAGAAACUCUAGACAGAACAGAGCUGACAGAAACUCUAGACAGAAGAGACCUGACAGAAACUCUAGACAGAAGAGCGCUGACAGAAACUCUAGACAGAAGAGAGCUGGCAGAAACUCUAGACAGAAGAGAGCUGACAGAAACUCUAGACAGAUGCGAACUGACAGAAACUCUAGACAGAAGAGAGCGGACAGAAACUCUAGACAGAAGAGAGCUGACAGAAACACUAGACAGAAACGAGCUGACAGAAACUCUAAACAGAAGAGAGCUGACAGAAACUCUAGAAAGAAACAGAAGCGAGCUGACAGAAACUCUAGACAGAAGAGAGCUGACAGAAACUCUAGACAGAAGCGAGCUGACAGAAACUCUAGACAGAAGAGAGCUGACAGAAAUUCUGGACAGAAGAGAGCUGACAGAAACUCUUCGUCAUUGAAGUAUCAACCUUUUUGUAUAACCAUGAAACUAUAA